CAACAGCAGAUGGAACUGAUAUGACUGAAAUCCCGCCAGCAACGGCGACGUCUGCCUGCCCGAUCAUCCCAGAGGUGAAAUGUACAGAGUGUCUUCAAAAUACUACACUCAGCAUGCCUGUAUACGGGGAAUGCCAUGACUGGAAACUGGCUUUUAGUGUCGUUUUACCUUCGCUCCUUUUUCUUCUAGGACUACUUGUUUUGAGUUACAUCAGAUUGAAGCGGCGAAGUAAGGAUAGCCUUGGACCUACGGAAAUUAACGCCAGCCCGUGUACAGUUGCCACCAUACCAGCGCCACGCAAUGUCUAUGUUGAAUGCAAUGACAUCGAAAACUCUUAUGAAGAGAUAGAACAGAAAGGCCUUCACAUUCAGCUCUAAACAGGGAGGAAAUCGUAUGAAUGAUAUAGCUGAAAUACUUUCUAAAUUUAGGAGCUCUCUGUCUUUAGGCCUAUUUCGUUCUUUCUUUCCCUUUUCUUUACUUCUCUCUUUCGCUCAUUAUUUUUUACCAUGCUUACAAUGGAUGGUUCUAUUUAUUGGCAACUACACCAAAGAUAUCAAAAGGGCGAGAUUGGACUCUAAAGCGCAUAAUGAAUUUCUGAAUCACGUACAUGGGGGAAGGGCGCCGGACAGCGUUGAGUAU
Lytechinus variegatus (green sea urchin) is the source of this 639-nucleotide messenger RNA. RefSeq lists its product as uncharacterized. Lineage: Eukaryota; Metazoa; Echinodermata; Echinoidea; Temnopleuroida; Toxopneustidae. Bases 21 to 377 code for a protein of 118 amino acids. The transcript has 2 exons. The record is from RefSeq and is a predicted model, not a curated record.